Anisakis simplex (herring worm) is the source of this 351-nucleotide messenger RNA. The record is from the annotation of a GenBank genome assembly. Lineage: Eukaryota; Metazoa; Nematoda; Chromadorea; Rhabditida; Anisakidae.
AUGAGCGAAAUAACACCAAUAAUUAUACGGUUGGAAAUUGAGAAGAGUGCACCGUUUUUCAAAUUGGAAUUUUCAACUACUGACGAUAACGCAGAAAGCAUUGAAGAACCAUUGAGAAUCGCACUGUCGAGUACGGCAAAAACAAUGUUGGCCAGUAAACGACGCAAUAAAAAAGCGACAGUGACAACGGCACAGCAAUCGGCCACAACAGCGCCAUCGAUAGCGCCAGUGUUAGGUGAAGAUUGUAGUAAUGGGCGCGGAGCUUUACCACCAAUCGCGGCGGAUCCGAGACCGCAGAAUACGGUUAAAUUUAUUGGAAAAUUAUUCUUAUUUAGGCAGUUCUGUCUUUGA